Aspergillus aculeatinus CBS 121060 is the source of this 1880-nucleotide messenger RNA. RefSeq names its product Zn(II)2Cys6 transcription factor. The record is from RefSeq and is a predicted model, not a curated record. NCBI's taxonomy places the organism in Eukaryota, Fungi, Ascomycota, Eurotiomycetes, Eurotiales, Aspergillaceae. Gene Ontology annotation, cellular component: nucleus. Gene Ontology annotation, molecular function: transcription cis-regulatory region binding; DNA-binding transcription factor activity, RNA polymerase II-specific; zinc ion binding. The transcript has 6 exons. The coding region runs from base 74 to 1867 and encodes 597 amino acids. Gene Ontology annotation, biological process: regulation of DNA-templated transcription.
CCAGCCUGGAGCUUGCCUCGUUCUUCUAGAUUCACCCAAGCGAGUUUAUUCUCACUCUAACUGUGUGUUCGUCAUGCGCAGCCAGGAAGUUACGCCACUCAAAGCAUGCCGGCCAUGUUCCAAGGCCAAGACCCGGUGCGAUCCCGGGCCAACCAGCCAAGCCUGUCAGAGAUGCCAUCGUCUACGGAAAGAAUGCACGAAGCAAGCCCCAGGAGCGCACAGUCUGGGCAAGCCCCGAACCAGAACGUUGACGGACGUGCGACGAUUAGAGAAGAAACUGGAGAACAUGACCUCACUACUGGGGGCCACACAGCAGCCCAUUGAAGGCAUAAUCUCCAACUGCGGGUGCCUGACACCCGUCGGCCAGAUGCCCCAGAUGCCACAACCACAGACCCAUUCUUCGAGCGGGUCCGACGAGACACCGCAGGCGACAAUCCCCGUCUUCCACCAGCGCAUGGCGACGCGCUUCCCGUUCGUUGCGUGCGCCUCCCCUCUGUCGGAUGAUGAGCUUCUCCUCCGCAAACCGUUCCUCCACAUGGUCAUGUCCAUGAUCGCCUGCCAGGAUCAGGAGACGCAGUGGGACAUCGCCGGGAAGGUCAAGGCGUACCUGGUUGAACGGGUCAUGGUCAACGGAGAAGCUAGUAUGGAUCUCUUUCAGGGGUUUCUUCUCUUCCUUGCGUGGGCGCAUAUCCACGUCCCCUCGCCGGAACAACUGUGCAACUAUCUCCAUCUUCUGGUGGCUCAGAGCAAAAACCUGGGCUUAGCCAGAGAUGUGUCGAGCGGGGCGCCGCAAUCCGUGUUGUCGUAUAUGAAGUGCAGACAGUUUGAGCGGCCGUCCGGCCCGGGCCGGAUUCUGGAAGAGCGCAAGGCUUAUCUGGGGUGCUUCUACCUCGUCACGAUGAUCUCGAUGUGUCUAGGGGAGUCCGAGCCCAUGCAGUAUACAAGCUACAUGGAAGAGAGCUACCAAGUGCUCCAAGCAGCGGCGCAAGGAGAAUCCGAUCGAUACCUGUUAUGUCUGGUCGAUCUCGCUCGCAUGGCGGAGAAAAUCCACCGCACCCUUCAGCCAGACCACCCGCAUGAUUCGAUUAGCUCCUCGGGCUGCUCACACAGAGGAAUUGCCAUCCGAUGGCUGCAGAAGGAGCUCGAACAGCUCAAGCCUGCGCUUGCUUUCGACGAUCCCACACAGUCCUCAUUCCUCCUCCUCCAAUACCACAACCUCGAACUCUUCGUCUACCGCACCGCCCUCCGCCGCGACCCCGACUUCAGGAAGACCACCUACCCGCCCACCCACCUCACCACCCUGCACGCCUGUCUCCACGCCGUGAAAUCCUUCUUCGACACCUUCUUCGCCAUCCCCUCCUCCGCCUUCUUCCACAUGCCCUACCUCCUCUGGUGCCAACUCGGCCACGGCUUCUUGAUCCUGUCCCACAUCUCCGUCUACGACGAUGGAGACGACGACGGCGACGACGACGAUAGCCCAGCACAGAGCCUCUGGGACAGGGAGUACGCGCGCCAGGUCAUAGAUUAUCAGGCCACGAUCGACCGACUCACGCAGAAGGUGGCGGAUGCGGUGACGGUCGCCCGCGAGGAAGGGACCCUUGUCCCGAGGGUGUUUAGCAAGGUGACUUCUCGGAUCGCCAUGUGGCGGGAUGCCCAUGCGAGGCAGGAGGAGGCCUUGCGGCAGCGACAGCGGCAGAGAAGUCAGGUUCCGUCUGCGUCUACGGUUACGACGUCCACGACGACAACGAGCCCCGAGGUUGUUGUUGUUGGGAUGGAGACGGAGACGGAGACGGAGGAAUUGGUGCCGGGCAUGGGAUUGGAGGAUUUGUUGAUGAUUGGGCCCAUGUGGGAGUUCUUGCCUUUCUAGCCCGGGGGGGGGG